Molecule: messenger RNA, 360 nt
Organism: Triticum turgidum subsp. durum (durum wheat)
Lineage: Eukaryota; Viridiplantae; Streptophyta; Magnoliopsida; Poales; Poaceae
Source: the annotation of a GenBank genome assembly
AUGGCCCUGGCUUCCUCACCAUGCACGAACCUCAAUGGCGCCGCCGCCCUAAGGUUCGCCACCGGUCGCCUCAUCCUCCAGAUUUGGGCCGCAAGCACCAAGUACCCUUUGGAUACGCCAAGGUCGACUAUGCUUGAUGAGGCGACAAGUACCUCCACCGAUGACUCGAACGUCUACGAACCAUAUACGACUACCGUCGCCAAAGGCCGUCGAGUGAACAACCACCACCGCUGUGAGUUCGACAAGAAAACGUGUGUACCACUACCGUCGGCCUUCGAAGACUCCGUGGGCAUCAAGUUCUUCGCUGUGACCCCAAACAUUAACGAAAUGCGAAUGACUAUUUGCCACGAUGAUCCGUGA